AUGCCAGAAAACGAUAACGUCAAAGUGGCUAUUCGCGUACGGCCUUUAAGCAAUAAAGAGAAAGCAGAAUGCUUAGGAAAGCAAUGCAUUCAAGUCGAUCUUUCAAUGAGCUCUAUUUCAAUUGACACAAAAUCAAGUAUAAAAACUUUCACAUAUGAUUUCAUUGGGGACCAAGAUAUCACACAAGAAGAGUUAUUUGAAGUAAUUGGUCAACCUAUAGCAUCCAGCUGCCUUGCAGGAUAUAAUGGCACGAUUUUUGCCUAUGGGCAAACAGGUUCUGGUAAAACACACACAAUUUUAGGACCUUCCAGUUUAAAUCUCCUGUCCGCGAAUAUUAAUGAUUAUAACCUAAGAGGCCUCUUACCACGUGCAUUAGAAUUUAUUUUCAAUUCAGUCAAAAAAGAAAUAAAAAGAUGCAGCGGAGUUGAAUUUUUGCUAAAAUGUUCAUUUUUAGAAAUCUAUAAUGAGCAGAUUAAUGAUCUUUUAUUGCCUGAACAGAGAGGACUCCAAAUAAGAGAAGAUAUUAAAAAAGGAGUUUAUAUCGAAGGUUUACAAAUAGAAACUGUACUAUCAUUCGAGGAAACCUACGAGCUACUAAAUACAGGUAUUAAAAACCGCCAUGUUGGGGCAACAUCAAUGAAUAAAGAAAGCUCAAGGUCUCACUCAGUGUUCACGUUGGCUAUUGAAAGUAAAGAGAAAAAAGAUGAUUUAUGGAACUUUAGAUCAAGUUUGUUUCAUGUUAUUGAUUUAGCAGGAUCUGAAAGGCAGAAAUCGACUGAAGCAAGAGGUGAAAGAUUGAAAGAAGCCAGCAUGAUAAACAAAUCUUUAUCAACGCUGGGAAAUGUCAUUAAUUCACUGGUUGAUAUAUCUGAAGGGAAAAAUAGGCACGUACAUUAUAGAGACUCCAAACUUACGUUUUUGCUUAAAGAUUCUUUGGGAGGAAAUUCUAAAACUUGCAUUAUUGCAAAUAUAAGUGCUGCGUCGACUUGCUUUGGAGAAACGCUUUCGACUUUGAGAUUUGCUGAAAGAGCAAAAUUGGUGAAGAAUCAGGCUGUAAUUAAUGAAGAUACUGUUGGAACAAUUAAAGAGCUAGCUCCUCUCCCCUGUAAAUUAGAACAAUAUAUCGGUAAAAUAUCCAUUUUUUGGAUACUUUAACCCCUUUAAAUUAGGACAAUCUUUUUUAGCAAAUUUUAUAAUUAAAAUGCUAAUUUUUAUAAAAUAUUUUGACCUAAUUAAUGGAAAAAGUGCAAUUAGAAUAUUAUUUAAACAGUUUGACACUGAAUAGACUAAUAAAGAAAAAUUUAAUAUAAUCAUUCUUAAAGACAAAUUAACUCCCCUUUAAAUUGGAACAGGAUUUUUUGCUCCAAUUUAAGAGGGAGGGGAGUAAGAGAGGAAGUCAAAAAUUUAAAAAUUCAAUUAAAUAAUGCCAAGCUUCUCAAGAAUGUGGAUUGCCAAAGCUGCACUUCUGGAGAUCAUUCUAAUUAUUCUUUAUACGCCUUUAAUGAGAGGGUUAAAGAAAUCGAAGCCUUACUUGAACAAAAUUUAAAGCUUCGUCUUCAAAGCGAAUCUGUACUGCAGCAAGAAAUCCAAAGCCGAGAAAAUCUAAUUCAUGCUUUAAUGGUAACCCUAGAAAAAUACGAAAAAAAAAUUGAAUCUGACAAAAUGGUUAUAAAAUUCAGAGAAGAAGCAAUUAAACGACUCCAAAAAGGAGGAUUAGCUUUAAAUUCUCAGACAACUGAUGAACUUAAAGAAGAAAUCCUUUCAAUUAAGCGAAUUAAUGAAAAUCAUCCUAUAGCUGCAAAACUUUUCGUAGAAAAUGACACGUUAAAAGAGCAUAUUCAAAGACUCAAAAGUGAGCUCAAAGAAGACCUUAAUUCGCUCAAUUACAGACUUAAGGAAAAUCUAGAAUUUACAGAAAAGCUUCAUGCAAGUUUAAAGAAAAGUAUUAAGGAAAGAGAACAAUUGCAUGCACUUUUAACUGACUAUUCAAAGUACAGACAUGGAGAGUUAAUUUGUACACCAGAGAGAGAAAAUCGGAAAAAAAUAACUGAAGAAUUAAACAUAUAUAAAAGUAAAGUUGAAGAAUUGGAAAAUAUUUUAGCAGAAAAAAAUAAUAUUUUGAGAGCAAAUGAAAAAAUAAAUGAUGAUCCUAUGAAAAUGGAAGUAGACUGAGACAAACAGAGUAUUGAUGAUUGUUUUAGCGUGUCUCGCACAUCAUUUAGCUCAAAAAUUUAUGACCCACAAAGUGAAAAUUUACAAAAUUCGGAAAGAAGCUGCAAAGCAAAUUCCCAACAAAACAAUAAUGAAGAUAUCAAUAACUUGGUCAACGAAAUUGAGCUAAAAGAUGGUACUAUAAGAGUUUUAGAAGUAAAAGUAAAAAACAUGAUUGGAGAGAUUGAUUCCCUACGCAAAGAAAAUAGCCAGCUGAAAUACUUACUCCCCCCCCCCCUCCGUGAGCGAACAAAAAAAAAUUUGUUCACUCACGGAGGGGGGUUAAUUUUUUUUUUUAAAAAAAAUUUAUAUAUAAAUUUUAUAAAAAAUAUUUUUUUCGAAAUUUAAAAAAAUCCUAAUUUGCAAAAAUUGGGAAGCAAAUAUUAAUUUAAUUUGCAAAAUUUAUGUUUUAAAACGCAAUUUGUUUAAAAUUAAACAGAAUUUAGCUCUAGAUUUCAUUAUACUAAUUAUCACUUAUAUAUCAAAAUUUUUUUUCCAUUAAAAUUUUUUCUAUUAAAAAAAUUUUUGUUCGCUCACGGAGGGUGGGUUUUUUGGUCAAAAAAUGGUGAUUUUUCUAAUGGUUUUGUUCGCUCACGGAGGGGGGGGGGGGGGAGUUAGAAGAAAUGACUUUUAACCUGGAAAACAUUCUUGAGAAAACAACUGAUGAGCUUGAUAGGACUAAAGAACAACUUGAAAAAGUGCUCUCUCAAAAUGACAUUUUAGAUGCAGAAAACGAUUUUUUAGCUUCUACUAAUUCAGAUAUGAAAGUAUUAGUAGAAAAGCUUGAGCAAGAAAAUUCAAUGUUAAAAAAAAGAAGUAAUCAAAAUCAACCAAAUAUACAGCCAGAGCUAUUGCUAGAUUAUGAGAACUUGAAGUCGAAAUGUAGCUGAUAUCAAAAAGAGCUUGACCACCAAAAUGAGGAAAUGAGAAUCUCAGUGCAAAGCAGAGAACAAAUUCUUAAAGAACUAAAACAUUUACAAGAUGUAGAAUAUAUAGUUUAUGCACCACAAUAGAACGCUAUACCCCAGCAGAAUACCGACCAGUAAAAAUAUGGCCUUGGGCACCUGCCUUAUACAGUCUAAGUCUGAUUAGGCAUUUUAAAGCAAAAAAAAACUGAGAUUUACCAUUUUCAUUAUUUCUUUUUAAAAAAUCUGACAAGUGCAAAGUAAUUUUGAAAAUAAAAAUGGAAGCCAAUAAUUAUCAAAAAUAUUUCAAGAGCUAUAACCUUGAAAAAUCCAUUGAAGAUUGGCAAUCUCAAUUUAAUAUUUCAAAUAAAGAAAAUCAACGAUUAAAAUCAGAAAUUGACAGCCUUUCAAAAGAAAUUUCUAAGCUUGCAGGACAUAACAAUUUAAAACAGAAAAUUCAAAUGCAUGCAAGACUAAAGGAUGAAAACAAUAAAUUAAGAUCACAAAUUUUUAAUGUCAGUGAAGAGCUAAGGAUGAAAAGUGAAAAAUUGGAAAGUUUACAAAGAAAAUAUGAAACUCUAGCAAAUAUACGUGGAAUAUCAGAUUUAGAGGAUUUAGAAGCUUUGCAAAAGAAAAAGAUUGAGGAACUAGAAGAAGAAAUAAAGCUUUAUCAAAAUUCAAUAGGGAGGAUAGCCGAGUUCGUAAACACGUUUCCUUAUAAUGGGAAUCCAGAAGAUACAGAUAUUGCUGAUAUAGUUAUAAGUGUAAUAAAAGGAUUGAUGGAGUCACUGAGCAUAAAAGAAAGAGAAGCAUCUGAGAAAGAUAGAGAAUUGCAAAGAAAAGAAUCAUUAAUCAAAAUUUUGGAAAAUGAGCAUUUGCUGUAUAAGCAUAAAGUUGAAUUGAAGGAGUUUAACAAUAGGAUACCAUUAGAAGAAAAUGUGCAAAAAUAUCAUUAA
Molecule: messenger RNA, 4072 nt
Organism: Blepharisma stoltei
Lineage: Eukaryota; Ciliophora; Heterotrichea; Heterotrichida; Blepharismidae
Source: the annotation of a GenBank genome assembly